GGCCCGAGCUUUAGUGCUGCUGGAGGACUACUGCUCCAGACUGAGGAAACCAGAGGAGCAGCAACUAAAAGCAGCCAUUCAGCAAGUGAUGGGCAUUUUCAGAAGCAGUCUCUUUCAGGCACUCAUUGAUAUCCAGGAGUUUUAUGAGGUCACCCUGUUAAACUGUCAGAAAAGCUGUCAGCAGAAGCUGGAGGAGGUCAGGCACAUGGCAGAACAGUUUGAAACCUCAAUGAUCUGCCCCGGCUCCCCGAACACACACCCACUACCUGCUUGCCUACAUCUAGAGGUGAUGGAGAAAAGCCAAACGGAAAACCCGGCAGUGGACAUCAAUGCAGAGAACAGGCCGCCGGCGGUUCAAAGCUCCCAACAGCAGCAGACCCACUCUCCGGCCUGUCUGAACCCAAACCCCAACCCCAACCCCGCCCUGAUGAACUCGCCCUGGUAUCAUUAUCAGGAUGACGACUCACCACCCGAGCACAGUUACCCGCGGCUGACCGGCGAGGUGCGAGCACCAGAGCUGGUUCAUAUCUCUGAGAGGAACCUGUCAGAGAUCGAGAACGUGCACGGCUACGUCUCCCACUCACACAUUUCACCGCUAAAGGCCAGCCCUGCACCAAUCAUAGUCAACACAGAUACCCUGGAGUCAGUUCCUUAUGUCAAUGGUACAGAAAUUGAAUAUGAGUUUGAAGAAAUUACGCUAGAGCGGGGUAACUCAGGGUUAGGGUUUAGUAUAGCAGGUGGGACGGAUAACCCACACAUCGGAGAUGACCCAGGAAUCUUCAUUACCAAGAUCAUUCCUGGGGGUGCAGCAGCUGAGGACGGCAGACUACGGGUGAAUGACUGUAUACUUCGUGUGAAUGAAGUCGACGUAUCGGAGGUUUCACACAGCAGAGCCGUGGAGGCGCUGAAGGUGGCUGGCUCCAUUGUUCGACUAUACGUACGCAGAAGACGACCCAUGCUGGAGACUGUCGUGGAAAUCAAACUUAUCAAAGGACCAAAAGGGCUUGGGUUUAGUAUUGCAGGUGGUGUAGGAAAUCAACACAUCCCAGGUGAUAACAGCAUCUAUGUCACUAAAAUCAUUGAUGGUGGGGCGGCGCAGAAGGACAGCAGGUUACAGGUUGGGGACAGACUCAUCAUGGUAAAUAACUACACUCUGGAGGAGGUCACGCACGAGGAAGCAGUAGCCAUACUGAAGAACACGUCUGAUAUUGUGUAUCUAAAAGUGGGAAAGCCCACUAGUGUUUACCUUUCGGAUCCCUAUGGGCCUCCCGAUAUUACCCACUCUUUUUCCCCUGCUAUGGAUAAUCAUAUCUCUGGUAAUAACGGGACUCUGGAGUUCAAGUCCAGUCUUCCUCCCAUCUCCCCUGGACGCUACUCACCCCUGCCACGCCACCUUCUGGGGGAGGAGGAUAUUAACAGGUUGGAUGGCUUUUCAUUCUUACGAAAUUCCUCCUUAGAUGAUGGGGAGGGACACAGAUUUGAGUCCCAGCACUUCCAGUUGAGGCCUCCAGAGCCCGUUUACAGCACUGUGAAUAAACUGUGUGAUCGUGCCCCCUCUCCUCGUCACUACUCCCCUGUGGAGUUUGAUAAAAGCCCACUGCACUCCGUCCCUUUCCCCCACUACCAUGUAGGUGUGCUCCCUGACUCCGACAUCACCAGGGAGCCGAGGAAGAUUGUUCUGCAUAAGGGUUCCACGGGACUAGGCUUUAACAUCGUCGGUGGUGAGGAUGGCGAAGGAAUCUUCGUCUCCUUUAUUCUGGCUGGAGGACCAGCUGACCUCAGUGGAGAAUUGAGAAGAGGAGACCAGAUUCUGUCUGUAAAUGGAAUUGAUUUACGAGGAGCUACUCACGAACAGGCAGCGGCUGCUCUCAAGGGCGCAGGACAGACAGUGGCCAUCGUCGCUCAGUACCGGCCUGAGGAGUACGGACGAUUUGAGGCAAAAAUUCAUGACCUGAGAGAGCAGAUGAUGAACCAUAGUAUGAGCUCCGGAUCAGGGUCGCUGCGAACUAAUCAGAAACGCUCCCUCUAUGUCAGAGCGCUGUUCGACUAUGACCGGUUGAAGGACAGUGGCCUGCCCAGUCAGGGUCUUAGCUUCAAAUACGGAGACAUCCUGCACGUAAUUAAUGCGUCGGACGACGAGUGGUGGCAGGCACGGAGAGUCACUGCAGAUGGGGACAGUGAGGAGAUGGGUGUCAUUCCCAGUAAAAGAAGAGUGGAAAGGAAAGAGCGAGCUCGCUUGAAAACAGUCAAAUUCAAUGCCAAACCUGGCAGCAUUGACUCAAAAGGGUCAUACAGUGAAAAACGUAGAAAGAACUCCAUCUUUUCACGAAAGUUCCCGUUCUACAAGAACAAGGAACUAGAUGAGCAAGACGGCAGUGACUCAGAACGGAGCCAAGAGGAUACAAUCCUGUCCUACGAGCCUGUGCUUCGACAAGAAAUUGCGUAUGCCAGACCUGUGAUUAUUCUGGGACCCAUGAAGGACAGAAUCAACGACGAUCUCAUCUCCGAAUUCCCUGACAAGUUCGGCUCAUGCGUUCCACAUACCACAAGAGCGAGGCGUGAAUAUGAAGUUGAUGGUCGGGAUUACCAUUUUGUUGUAUCACGGGAGCAGAUGGAGAAGGACAUCCAAGAGCACAAGUUUAUCGAGGCCGGACAGUACAACGACAACCUGUAUGGGACCAGUGUCCAGUCAGUUCGAUACGUGGCUGAGAGGGGAAAGCAUUGCAUACUUGACGUAUCAGGAAAUGCCAUAAAGCGGCUACAAGUAGCACAACUCCACCCUAUUGCCAUAUUUAUAAAGCCUAAAUCUGCUGAAUCUUUAAUGGAGAUGAACAAGAGGUUGACGGAGGAGCAGGCUAAGAAGACGUACGACCGGGCCAUGAAGCUGGAGCAGGAGUUCGGCGAGUAUUUUACAGCUGUGGUGCAGGUCGAUACACUGGAGGACAUUUAUGCUCAAUGUAAGAUGGUGAUCGAGGAGCAAUCUGGACCUUAUAUCUGGAUUCCCUCCAGAGAAAAGUUAUAAGGAACAAACUUCCCUGCCAGGGACCCUGGACUGGCGAAAACAUAGGCAUCAUUUGUAACAUAUGAGAAAUGAACACAGUAAUGUUCAUAAUUAGAGUAAUUCUGAUUUAAUUUCUUUGUUUAUCUGUUAUCUGUUUCAUUAUUCAUGGUAUUUUUUUUCACUUUUAAUGAAUGUUCCUGAAUGUACACCACAAAGUGUUGACCUGGAAAAUAUGAAUCAUCUGUUUGUACUGAUUACAAUCUGGAAUUAAGGAAAAAUCAUCGGCUACAUAAAAAUAUUGUUACAUUGUAAUCUCCCUGAUCCCGACUGGCGUUUAAACAGGUCAGGACGCCGGAAGAUGGAUAAUCUUGAAACCACCGUCAUCACCCUCGCUUUAUAUUCGGCCGCAGUCCUGCAGAACCCUUCUCACCGUGAUCGUCUCCACCUGCCACUCUCUACUCGCUAACUUUAGGAUCUAUGCAUUCCCCUUUUUCAUUCAUACACUGAUUUUAUUUAUUUUCUUUUUACUCCCUUUUUAAAUCCUAUUUGUUUAAUGUAGCUGUUUCUAAGUGGGACUUUUGGGGGAAAAAAUCAGAUGCUUUAAUUCGUGUAAACUAAAAAAGGGAUACAGCUAGGUAUAGUAAAUAAUACUCUAUUUUGCUAUUUAUAUUGAUAUAGGGCACAACAGAAGAGAAAUAUUUAUAAAGUAUAACUUUGUUUAAGAAAAGCUACUUUUGAAAAGCAUAUUUUAUUGAUGUGAGAUGUAGAUGAUUUAGUCUGGGAUGUAUGUUGUUUGUUCUGUGAGAUUUAUGAAGGUUGUGUGUGUGUUUGUGUGUGUGCAUGUGGGAGUGAGUGCGGGUGUGUGGUUUGGGUCUGUUAGGGUAUAAGUGUGUGCAAUUGCAUUGUGGUGACCAGUACAUUCAUUUAUUAUCUGAAACUGGAGUGGAGGAGGCUGAAAUCCUUUAAAGUUUUAGGAUCCAAAUGUACAAUUUACACUUAAGUGUCAAAUUCUGCAAAUUGGUAAAAACAGAAGUUUUUGGCAAACCUGCAGCUCAUUAUAUUGGUCUGUAAUAAGUGAUUAAUAACAUGGCCAGAAUUUCAUGUGAUAAAAAAAGAUUGUAAGAUUGGUCUGACAGUUAUAACCCUCCAGUUUGUCUACAUUCAUUUGUAUUGUUGAGGGUUUCAGAUAUCCCAGUUCUGAAAGUAUAGCAAUACCACUGAUCAUUUAAAUUUACAAUUUUACCCUCCACAACUCCUCCAUAUAAAUCCUCAAAUACUAGAAACAUGGUAAUCAUUGACUUACCACACAAUAUUUUUAUACUUUGAUCGUUGCUUAUGGAUUCAGGUUUUUGGGUUCUCAAAAUGUAUGCAGAUUUAGUUUGUUCAGGUUUGCAUAUGCUGGCAUGAGACCCACUAUUCGGCCACUUUGGAAAUGUGUCAGUUGCCUCAAAGCUAAUUUCAGUUGUUGUGAAAUCUUACUGAGACCUGGUAAUUGGCCAUCAAACUAAUAGAACUCAUCUGUUCAGUUGUGUUUGUGAUUGUAAUUGAGUCACUGUAAAGUUAAGCUCCUAUUUCCACCCACUGUAUGUGUUCCUAAUAUAGUGUCAUUGGCUUUCAGUGACAUAGUGGUAGAAUGGUAGAAGAAGGCCAAGUUGUUACAACAAAGUUCCUCUUUCACUGAGCCCCACACACAGAUCUACUAAAGAGAUAUCCAUCUGUUUAUAACAUAUAAAGAAAAUAUAUGCAAUGCAAGUCAUAUUGCCAGAACAUGCACACACAUUUAUAUAGUAAACUAAUGAUACAUCAGUGUUGGAAACUCCAAACCACAAAGGUCACCUCAACCUCAACAGAGCAGAAAAUAAUGCUCUUGUUAUAAAGUUGGCAUGCAGUGUGUAGUAAGACUUGCUUAUGUAUUGGUCACCACUUUUUCCAAAGAUAAAUAAUGAAGAAUGAUUUUGACUUAAAGAGAAUUAUUUACUUGUUGCUCUGAGCAGUGUUUGUGAUUUAAAGGUUGACUGAUGUGAGGAUGGUAAAAGAGUGAAUUGUAACUAGUUAUUAGUAAACAACAGUGAAAUGAGUACUAUUAU
Molecule: messenger RNA, 5088 nt
Organism: Trichomycterus rosablanca
Lineage: Eukaryota; Metazoa; Chordata; Actinopteri; Siluriformes; Trichomycteridae
Gene: dlg2
Product: discs, large homolog 2 (Drosophila)
Exons: 26
Coding region: 89-3022 (977 amino acids)
Biological process (GO): embryo development; establishment or maintenance of epithelial cell apical/basal polarity; chemical synaptic transmission
Cellular component (GO): neuromuscular junction; postsynaptic density membrane; neuron projection
Molecular function (GO): kinase binding
Source: RefSeq, a predicted model, not a curated record